GCGGGCGCGCGCCGCCUGGCCCGGCGGAAAGUUUUCCUGGAGGAGUUUUGGCGGCGGUGGUGGAGACCGGAGCGGGCCAUGGACGCGCUCAAGUCGGCGGGCCGCGCGCUGAUUCGUAGCCCCAGUCUGGCCAAGCAGAGCUGGGCGGGCGGCCGGCACCGCAAGUUGCCAGAGAACUGGACGGACACGCGGGAGACACUGCUGGAGGGCAUGAUUUUCAGCCUCAAGUACCUCGGCAUGACGCUCGUGGAACGGCCCAAGGGCGAGGAGCUGUCGGCAGCUGCUGUCAAGAGGAUCGUGGCCACAGCCAAGGCCAGCGGGAAGAAGCUGCAGAAGGUAACUCUCAAGGUGUCGCCCAGGGGAAUCAUCCUGACUGACAGCCUCACUAGCCAGCUCAUUGAGAACGUGUCCAUUUACAGGAUCUCCUACUGCACCGCGGACAAGAUGCACGACAAGGUGUUCGCGUACAUCGCUCAGAACCAGCACAGCGAGAGUCUGGAGUGUCAUGCCUUCCUCUGCACCAAGCGGAAAGUGGCACAAGCCGUCACCCUCACUGUAGCCCAGGCCUUCAAAGUUGCCUUUGAGUUUUGGCAAGUGUCCAAGGAAGAGAAAGAGAAGAGGGAGAAAGCCAACCAAGAGGGAGGAGACGUCUCAGGGACCCGCCGUGACAGCACCCCAUCGUUGAAAAGCUUGGUUGCCACUGGGAACCUGCUGGAUUUGGAAGAGGUGCCUAAGGCCCCGUUGUCCACGGUCACCACUAAUACCAACAACAUGGACGAGACACUGAGGCCUCAAGUCUUAGGCAACAGCGGUGUCAUCUGGGAGUUGGACGAUGGCCUGGAUGAAGCCUUUUCAAGGCUGGCACAGUCACGGACGAACCCUCAAGUCCUGGACACUGGACUGUCAGCACAGGACAUCCAUUAUGCACAGUGCUUAUCACCCACCGACUGGGACAAGCCUGACAGCAGUGGCAUCGAUCAAGAUGACCUCUUCAGCUUCUAAGGCCUAGGACUGACAGGACACAACUGGCCUUGACGUGUGAUGGACCAGAAGGCACCUGCAGCAGAGCAGCCAUCACACGGAGCCGUCAGCUGCUCUGGCAGAGCCUGUGGAUGAGAGCUGUACAGUCAGGCAGGGAGGGAGGGCAGGAAGAGCCUGCAGUGUCCAGUCAGUGACUCCUGGUUUAUGCUCGGAAACCAGGUUUGCAUCAGGCACUCACGGCGUGUGCAGGGCAGCGCCUGGCCUCCUGGUCUCUCUCCUGGAGCCAGUGCCCCUCCUGUGGGUGUCAAGACAGUGACCAAAGCAUUCCGUGUUCCUUCUCUCUGGGGCGUCCUUACUCCUCAAGCAGUGAGAGCCUAUUAUUUGUGCACUGGAGGGGACAUGGCCUUCAGGGAAGCUGGGGUCCUCAAGUUCUGCUUCUUCGGGGCCUGGUAGCUAAGACUCUCAGAGAGGCAGCCCCUGACCAAAGACACGUAGCUCUGCACUUUAUCUCACAUAAUGGACAUGGUCCGAGGUCCUUGAUGGUGCUGUGGGAGUAGAGCUUGCCUCCUGCUCUCCCUCCACAAGAGGGUCACAGUCCCUGAGGUGGCCUGUGUAGUGCUACCAGCGGCCCAGACUCCAGAAUCUCACCACCACUCUGGGAAUCACCUCUGCGUGGCUUUGGGGCAUCCGUAGCAGACAAAGCUGCGUCUGGACUUGUGUUUUCUGUGUCCUGUGUGUCCUCACCUUCUGCCUCCCCAUAAUUCCUGGAAUGAUACCAAAGCCUAGCACUAGGUUGUGGCAGGAUAUUUUUCAUCCAUUUUACAGAUAAGGAAACUGAGGCAACAUGUCAGGGGAUGGAGAUAAGAAUAGAACCCAGAUCUGAUACCAAAGCUGCUGUUUGUACCGCCAACCUCUCACAGCCCACGCCUCCUUUCUCUCUAGCUCUGUUGUCCUCCCAGGAACCAAAAAGCCCUUGCUAUUUUCUGACCAAAAUGUGUUUCGUAACAAACCAUCUGGUGCCUUUCCAUGGCGCGGGCCUCCAUGCCCUGCGAGCUGCCACACUGCUGAAGUCUUUUGAUUCCAUGGGUUAAAUGGAAUCCUCCAGAAGCAUCUCGCUGCCCCUGACACUGCAGCCCCAGUAGUCCCCCCACCCCUCCCGGUGGUCAGGCAGUCCAGUGGUGAGCUAGCUGUCCUUAGUCUCGCUGGUCCCAUGGGCUCUGGCAUCCUGAACCUCAGCCAAGCCACAAGCACCUUUUUUAUUGCUAGGAGCCCCCAGUGGCCGGGCUUGUGUGAGCAUGUCUCAGUAGUCCCAGGAAAGACACACCAGUAUGACUUAGAGUUCCCAGCUCUUAUUGGGUGGCUGAGUCAGACCCUUGCCUUGGGGAGGGCACCUGGAGAACCCUCCCCAGAAUCAGGGUAGCUCCUUUUCCCCAACCAUCUCCAGGGUCCUGAGUAUGAGGGGCUGCCAUGGUGUUGGGUGGUGCUGUGGUCUUGACAGCCGAGGCUGCUGUGUGAAGCUGGAAAGGUGGCUCUGAGAAAAAAACAAUAAAUGUUCCCAUUUUUUAAACAUAAGCAUCACUUGGGUAUUGCUGGCUACUAGGGGCAGUGUCAUAGCUCCUGCCCUUUGAUGAUACGUGUCAGAGACUGAGGUAUACCACAUGCCCUUGUAGUACCAGAAUAGAGGGUGAUGGCAGGUUCCCUGCUGAUGAGCCAGCAGGGUACCUUUCUCUGCAACUGUCACUGUAUGACAAGGUCACCAGUGAGUGAGGCAUCGAGACCACACCAGUGUGUCUGCGCUGACAGUGUUUCCAACCAUAUGUCCUGAGCCCCUGAGGCAUGAGUGUGUGAGAUGUGAGUGUGCAGCCCUUCCCAAGGACAGCAUUGCUCCCAUGACUCCAGUGACUCGGGCUUGCAGGCUUACUCUGCUGCUACUCAUGUUUUGGUCCUGGGCUCAAUGUUAAAGAUGACAUGGCCCAUGCAAAUUCAGGUUGUGUGACUCUGUGUGAAGGGGACAGAGAUAGAGGUUGGGAGUCUAGCUAUGGCCCUGGGUUAAUUACCUGCUUUUUUGAGCCUUGGUUUUCCUGUCUGUAAACAGGGCACAGCAGUCUCCUGUGCCUAUGUCCCUGGGUUUUGAGACUAUUGACCAUUAUCACAUUAUUGGUAGUUGAGACCUCUGGUGGCUUACAGGUUAUCUCAGAGCAAAAGUCAUUUGAAUCGAAUGUGUAAAGUCCCAGUGAGACUCAAACAGCGAGUACCAAUCUUAGUGCACUUCCCGUGUGCCAGCUGACUUAGAGAAGUCACGGAGAGCCCAGAUGCUGUUCCAUUCCUACUGCUGAGAGCACCGAGCUUUGCUGGGAAGGUAGCCCUGUCCUGAGUGUCUGGUCAGGCCACAGCCCCGUCUCGUAUCCCUAGCCCUCAUCCUGUCAUGUAGCGACUUCCCAAGAGAUGGUUAUGCUCCAGCUGCGUGUGCCUUGCCCAGACUCACAAUGACCAUUCCAGCGAGGCUGCAUUCCUCAAGUUCCAUGGGCUUUUGUCUGGGGACUCCCCAGCCACUGCUCCUUCCUGUGGCUUGUGGGGGCCUGGGGCAUUUAUGCAAUCCUCCUGUUUCAAGUGUCCAGAGGCAGAGCCUCUGAUGCCAGCCGGCAAGCAGACUCUCUUAGAGGCCCAAGUGGAUCAGAGCAGAGUAAAGAAUUCUUUCUUCUUUUCCCCAUAAUUUGAAAAGACACUCGACAAGCUCACCCUUCUGUUUAAAUUUGGCCAAUGCCUUUAGUCUCCGGAUGUCUCAAAUUAUGGAUCCUGAGCCCAGCCGCCUGCUCUUUCAUGCAUAGCUUUCAGAUAAAGUGGAAGAACAAAGCCACCUUUCAGAUUUGAUGUGACCUUCUGCUCCUCUGGGUAGACACUGUGUUGGCUCUCCAGGAGAAGCCAUCACAGUUAAACCUUUUGAGAGUUUUUUUCAGCCUCUGUGCUUGGGACACAGGCUUGUGCCUGGCCUGGUUCUACCUUCCCCAGGGCUGCAGUCGGGGCCCUUGUGACUAGCCUCGGCAUUGUUGGUCUGCCUUGGCACACUAGGAGGUGUGUAGGUGGCCUUAGAACUACCUAAAAAACUGAAUCUUUGUUUAUUCUUUGACAAUUUUAUACAUCUAAACAUCAUCUUGGUCCUGUGCACCCUGUCCAACCCUCCAAUCCCCACCUCAAACUCCAGCACUUUCUUUCCCCCCUUUUCCUUUGUUUGUAGCCUGCUGAGUCCAGUUAGUCCUACAUGUUGAAGUGGUCUUGGCUUGCUCUUGUGUAGGUAGCCACAGAUGCAGUGAGUUCCUUAAUGUGCUGGCCAUGUCCUGUCUAAAAGAGUUUUCACAGUAUCUUCCUCUCCCCCUAGCGCUUAGCAUCCUUGGUACUCCCUUUUCCACGGUGUACCUUGGGGAGGGCUGUGAGGAAGGUUGAUGUAGAUGCCCCACAUAGGGCUGGGCACUCACCAGAUACUGCCUAAGCACUUUGACCCAUUGAAUUUCACUGUAUUAACUGCUGACCACUGCAGAGAAGCUACCUUGGCCAAGGUUAAGGGCAGCACUGACCUACAGGUAUAAACAUAAGUGUUGAGGAGAUAGUGUAGCACCGUGUUCUUUAGCAAAACAAUAAAUUAUUCCCUGGGACUGUGAUUGCCCUCGCCAUGUGCUUUUGACCAGGCUUGCGAUACCAGGCCCGAUUUCUCCCUGUAGAGCAGAUCUCAGAUCUAAAAGUGAUUGGUUAUCCUGUAACCUUUGUGCCACUAUUGCAUUAGGGGGCACAUUGCGCAUGGUAGAUCAGUAUCGUAGCAUGCAGGGUGGAUUGCUGGGUAACAUUACUGGUCUGUCUGUCUGUCUGUCUGUCUGUCCCUGGUGGCCUGCAUGGCUCCUUCCAGCACUGAACGCUAGUCAACAAAGAGGAAGCUUUUGGGUCGUUUAGUGUUGUUGUUGUUUUUUUUUUCUUUUGGUUUUUACGAGACAGGGUUUCUCUGUAUUGUUUUGGAGGCUAUCAGUCCAGCCCGGCCUCGAACUCACAGAGAUCCGCCUGCCUCUGCCUCCCGAGUGCUGGGAUUAAAGGCGUGCGCCUCCACCGCCUGGCUUAGUUUGGUUUCUGUGCCAUGCAACCAAAGUGUGUACUAGGCAAUAGAAUCUUCACCAUCUAGUUUUUGGUGACCUCUGGGGCCUCCCUGACCAUCAAAUUGUAGGGAGAAAUCCCGUAUGCCCUCACUUCUUAGAUGCAGUAUCUGAGGGACAGGAAAGAUAACAAGCUGACUUGAGCCCCACAUUUAGGAAGAGGUUAAGCCUGGGAUUUGAACCCCAGGCUAUCUAAGUCUAAAACUUACUUCUGCCACUCUGCAGACCGGCAGCACCAGCAGUGGGCAACGUAAACUCCUCUGGGAGCUGCUUCUGGGGCCCUGACUCCACAGGCAGCGGUGGCCGGUGCCAACUGCGUAGAUCUCGUGCCUCUUCCCAGCUGGCUGUCCCCCCCCCAUGCUGCUGGUCUGGUCAUGUCCAGCGUGGGACUCUGCAGAACCAUACGCGCAUCACAUCAGGCCUCAUCUUUCCUGGGUGACGUUGUCCAGUCUGCCAGCACAAGGUGCCUUACCACAGGAAGGACAGUGAAUGCCGGCGUGAGGGCUGGAGGCAAGGGAACCCUUUGCAGUGCACACACAGCUUGAGCUGCUCUAGAGACUGCAGGCGUGUCAGCCAGCGUGAGGUGACGGCUCUGAGGACUAUACAGGUUACUGCAGGCCUGGGGCUCAGAUCCCAUGUGUCCUGGAGUGGCCCUGCCUCUGCAGGUCACUGGGAACACUCAAUGAACAUGACCUUCCUGCUCAGAAGGACAGCCUUGACCAAAUGCCAGCACGGUACUGCUGGGGCAGCUGGGAGCUUCCAGCCAGGACAGGUGUGGGCCGGGACACAAGGCCAUGCUGCUAGGCAACAGAUCUGCAGAUCACCAGCCUGGCAUUGUCUCUGGGUGAUUAGAGGCCUCUGCUCUUGACCCUUCAUAGUCCCAGGGGCCGGGCAUGCUCCCCAGAAGUCCCCUGUCGUGCAUACUUGCCUACACCAGCUCGACAUUAGACAACUGGGUUGUGGGGUGUUCUAGGGGAUUCCAGGUGGGCUGCUGAGUGAAGGGACCUCAGAAGGAGUAUAAAAGUUGGGGAUACCCUCAAUGACUUGGUAACUCUGAUGUUGGGGGCCCUGUCUGAGUCACUCCAUGGCCAGGUGCUGCCUCUGUGUAGCUAUGUCUGAACCAUGGCAGAAAGAGCAGACCCCGCCUAUGGUUCCGAGCCCUCAGAGAUCUGGCAGCCCCAGGUCAGUGGCAAAAGAGGGGUUCUAGUGUCACAUACUCCCCAGUAGGCACUGAGUCUCUUCGCUCCCAGCUCAGUAGCCAUGCAAUCCUUCCUGGGCUGUGUUGCUGAAACUGUGUGACUAACUCUGUGUCCUGACCAAGGAUCUUGCUUUUCAACAUGUUUUCAAAUAAAGGUUCUCAUGUCA
Molecule: messenger RNA, 6482 nt
Organism: Mesocricetus auratus (golden hamster)
Lineage: Eukaryota; Metazoa; Chordata; Mammalia; Rodentia; Cricetidae
Gene: Ldlrap1
Product: low density lipoprotein receptor adaptor protein 1
Exons: 9
Coding region: 79-1002 (307 amino acids)
Cellular component (GO): early endosome
Source: RefSeq, a predicted model, not a curated record